Ruditapes philippinarum (Manila clam) is the source of this 1359-nucleotide messenger RNA. RefSeq lists its product as uncharacterized. NCBI's taxonomy places the organism in Eukaryota, Metazoa, Mollusca, Bivalvia, Venerida, Veneridae. The coding region runs from base 1 to 1359 and encodes 452 amino acids. The transcript has a single exon. The record is from RefSeq and is a predicted model, not a curated record.
AUGGUAACCUCGAAAAGUACCUCCAUUUCUGCCAACAUCCUAUUUGAUGAAGGUUCCCAGAGUUCAUUUAUGAGUGAACACCUAGCCCAAAAAUUACAAUUGGGGCCCACCGGAAGUGAAACAUUAUACAUGUCGGGUUUCGGAGACACAGAGCGUCGUGUGCGACAUUUAGGCAGAGCAACCGUGUAUUUAGAAACAGUAGAAGAAAAUAUUCCUAUAAAUGUUUUCAUAGUGCCUGAAAUUUCCAUGCCACUGAAAUCUUAUCACAAACAUGCUGGUCACCUUCCUUACCUGAAAGGGCUCAAACUCGCACAUCCAGUCUCAGGAGAUGAAGAUUUUGAUAUCGAGAUUCUUAUUGGUGCUGAUCAUUACUGGGACGUUAUACAAGAUCAAGUUAUUAGAGGAGACGGGCCUACAGCUAUACUGUCUAAAAUCGGAUACCUUCUAUCAGGACCAUUGAAAACAGGUACUCUAAUAAAUUCUACGUCGAUUCCCGUAUCCAUGAUGAACGUUAUUACUAUGAAAACACAAGAUGUUGUAAAUUUAGAGAAAUUUUGGGAGGUGGAGUCCAUUGGAGUUGAACAGAAACCAAACCAACAGUUAAACUUUGAGAAAACAAGAGAGUAUCAGGACAAUAGUAUUACGUACAGUAAUGGACAAUACAUUGCCAAAUUACCAUGGAAAGAUGACCAUCCCUUUCUAUCAAGUAACGAGAACAUAAGCCGACGAAGAACUAUGAAUGUUAUAAAUAGAUUGAAAAAAGACCCAGAACUUCUAAAGAAAUAUGGAGAUAUUAUUUACGAGCAGGAACAGAGAGGAUUUAUAGAGAAGGUUACAGAGCCAUUAUCUCCUAGUAUAGACGACACAUUAGUCCCGACCCCAUUAUUACCACGACGAAAAGUACACUACAUUCCCCAUCAUCCUGUGAGAAAAGACUCGGCAACCACACCCAUUCGUAUCGUUUAUGAUUGCAGUUGCAGAUCAUCUAAGAAUUCUCCAAGUUUAAAUGAAUGUCUGAUGAAUAUACCACCACAGCUUAACGACUUAACUUCAAUAUUACUGCGUUUCCGGUACAACAAAUUUGCUGUCUGCAAUGAUAUUGAGAAAGCAUUCUUAAACGUCAGCCUACAUCAAGACGACCGUGACACUACCCGUUUCUUUUGGUUAUCAGAUCCAAAUGAUCCAGAUAGUUCUCUUCAGAUAUACCGUUUCAAGUCAGUGCUUUUUGGAGCAACGUGCUCACCAUUCAUUCUGAACGCAGUUAUUAUGAAACAUUUAGAUUUACAUCAGUGUAACAUUACAAGACCGAGUAAAGGAAGCGUUAUAUGUAGACAAUAUUCUUGCAAGCAUACCAGAUGA